CAAGAAGCCGCCAAGAAGCUCACCCCACCCCCAAGCGAUGGUAUGCGCUAAAAAACGGUACUUUACUGUCAUGGAAGCUACACACAUUCUCCUCCAUCUUAUACUUUCCCUAGUAGCUUUGCUCUCUCACGGUCCUGUUACACCAACACAAGCAUUUGGGGUCAUGGGAACUUUAGCUCCAAUGUGGGGGCAAUUCGAUCCAACACAGGACUCCUCGACUAAGGGUACGUAUCACAUGUGUGUUAUCGAGGCUGGAAGCCUCCUCCCACACUGCCUUGGCAACAUGAGCCGCAAUUCUUCCGUGACAUUGGUCGAUCCGCCGAAAGAUACCCCGUUUCUGGCACUAUCGGCUGGAGCACAAUUCACUUGCGGCUUGAUAUAUGGAUCCCAGGUACCACUAUGCUGGGGGGACUUGGACAACAACAAGCUCGCGGUCCCAGAGAAGCUCCAGAAGGUGAGCUACUCGACCAUCGCGUCUGGGGCUUACCACGUCUGCGCGCUACGCUCCGGGGCAGCUGCGGCCGUUGACUGCUGGGGCAGAAAGUCAAACGGUGAGAGCCAGCCCCCGGUGAAUGGCGGUCCUUAUGUGUCGCUGACCUCCGGCUGGGACUUCUCGUGUGCGUUGACCGCGCUGGGCCGGGCGGUCUGCUGGGGAGCGCUCACAAACCGGACCUUCACCCACAACCACGCCGAGCCAAACACCUCAUUCGACGCAAUCUUUGCCGGGCGGUCGUAUGUUUGCGGGGUGGAGAGACAGACAGGGAAUGCUACGUGCUGGGGGGACAACAGCUACAGCCAGUCGAAUGUCCCGCCUUACACUAGAUUCAAGACCAUUGCGCCGUCCAUGUUCCACACCUGCGGGCUCAUCCGGGACACGGGCGUGGCGGAUUGCUGGGGCGACGACUUUUACAGCCAGGUCAACGCCACCUCGCUAGGGGUGACCUUCUCCACGCUUGCCGCAGGGGACUUUUACACCUGCGGGGUCAACGCCGAGGAUCUGGCCGUCAGGUGCUGGGGGAAUGGAGUCCAGGGAACCAAGGAUUUUGCCAGAGUCAAAGUGGCUCCUACUGUUUGCAGAACGGCCAGAUGCAGCAAGCACCAGUAUCAACUCCCCUCGAGCUUCUGCCCUGGGAUGGGGAACUACAAGGCCUGCGUUGACUGCACUCCAGGAUUGUGCGGCAAGCGAAAGAAUGUUAUCACUCUCGCGGUGCUUUGCGUGGUGCUGGUCUUGACGGUGGUGCUGGUGGCUGCUGGGUUUACCAUCCUUGAGUUUCGAAGGAAAAAGUUGGCGAAGGCAGUGCUGGCUGAUCAAGAGCUCGACUUGGAGCUCUUGGAGUACGAGAAACAGGCAAAGAGAGUGAAGGAGUAUACGCAGCAAGAGCUCAGCCUGGCAACCGGUAACUUUAGCAGCGACAUGGUGAUUGGGAAGGGAGCCUUUGGAAUGGUGUACAAGGCGAGGCUUCCCAGUGGAGAGAUUCUGGCCAUAAAGAAGGGCAAGCUUGGAAAGGCUGCCUCUUUCGGUGGAGAGCUCAAGCUCCUCAGCCGGCUUCACCACACAAACCUGGUCAAUCUCAUCGGCUACUGCAAACAGGAGAAGCUGCUCGUGUUUGAGUUCAUGGGAAACGGGUCGCUGUACGACUGCCUCUUCGUGAAGAACAUCAAGCUCGACUGGUCGACGAGGCUGAAGAUCGUGAUCCAAGCAGCUCACGGCCUCGAGUACCUCCACCUCUUUGCGGAUCCCAGCAUCAUCCACAGAGAUGUGAAGUCGUCCAACAUCCUCCUGGACGAGGGAUUCAAUGCUCACGUCGCGGAUUUUGGAGCCUCCACCUUGGGGCCAACGGAGAACUCCACUCACGUUACGAGCACCAGCCUUGUUGGAACUCCGGGAUAUGUUGAUCCCGAGUACUUCCAGACAAUGCAGAUCAGCCCCAAGAGCGAUGUCUACAGCUUUGGAGUUGUCAUCCUGGAGCUCUUCACAGGGAGAAAGGCUGUGGACUUGGGACAAAGUAUCGUCGGAGUUGUGGCAUGGGUGGAAAAGGUGGCGAGCGAGUUCUCAUCGCUGGUGCCGGCAUUGGACAUGGAGCCCCCAGUGGACGAGGAGAAGUCUCGCAUUUUGGCCGAAGUUUUGGAGCUGGGAGUGUGCUGUGUGAGGCCAAAGGCAAUCGAUCGCCCUACAAUGACGGUAGUCGCGAGUAGUCUUGAGAAGGUUUUGAAACACUUUGGAAAUCCUAGCAGCGCGAGGGAGUGGAUUUCUUCACCAUGGACAGAGACCACCUCUGGGCCUUCUACGGCUGAUGGACAUUCAACGCUAGAGGCAAGCUUUUCAAGCUCAUUCCUUGCAGAAAUUCGUCUCGUGAGCCCCAAGUAAGUCAAAGCUAACUUUGAAGGACAUGUAACAUAUAAAAUUCAAA
Selaginella moellendorffii is the source of this 2411-nucleotide messenger RNA. Its product is annotated as putative receptor protein kinase CRINKLY4. Gene Ontology annotation, molecular function: protein kinase activity; ATP binding. Gene Ontology annotation, biological process: protein phosphorylation. The record is from RefSeq and is a predicted model, not a curated record. NCBI's taxonomy places the organism in Eukaryota, Viridiplantae, Streptophyta, Lycopodiopsida, Selaginellales, Selaginellaceae. The coding region runs from base 38 to 2368 and encodes 776 amino acids. The transcript has a single exon.